CCUACCCUAUGGCCCUCUAUUUAUUCGAAGAAACCGCCUUACGUCCCGUCCACCAUAUUUCUCUUCCUGUCUCGGCGCUUCAAUUGAUUCACUGUCAGUCAGUGCAUAUAUUCAUGGAGGAUCUGUCGGAAUCGCCUGCCAAAUACAUACACACGGUGCAGCACUUAAUUGAAGAGUGCAUAAUCUUCGAUUUGAGCAGAGAGGAGUGCAUGGAAGCUCUCUCUAAGCAUGCCAAUAUCCUCCCCUUCAUCACCUCCACAGUGUGGAAAGGGCUGGAGAAAGAGAACAAGGAAUUCUUCGAGGCGUACGAUAGAAGACGACAGGAAAAAGCUACCUUCCACAAGUGACGGACGGGACAAAUCCUCCCCACCAUCGUAUGCAGUGAAGGCUGCUGCAACUAUCGCCGUCCGAUUCUAAGAUAACACGUGGCUUCAUCGCGUUAACCUUCACGGUGGUCAUGCAUGUACCGUAAUACCCUCCCUUUCUUUAUUAAAAUAUAAUAUAAAAUUACGGUUUGUUUGUUGCGAUCACGUCGCAGGGUUUGUUAGUAAAUAACUGUAUUUCUAACUUAAAGAUUCUCAAAUUAGUUAUACCAUGCCGAAAAUACAAAGGCCCAAAACAGAGGCCCAGGCCCAGAUAAGACUAACUUGUUAUAUAGAGUGCUUAACUGCUAAUAACAAAUUCAUAACUUGCGACUUUAGUAUAAAAAGGAAGAAACCGUAGGGAACUUCACCGGACGGUUCAAAAACCUCAAGGCUUUGUUCAUCGUUAUCUUCAGGGUUUAGAUUGUUCAUUUCUUCUCAACUGACUGAAACCUUUCGAAAUCACUGCCGCCAUGUUUUCUCUGAGCAUUUCCGCUGCUACUCCCGCCGCCGGCCGUUCAUCGGCGGUUCCUCCGCUCGUUUCUCGACGUCUAUAUCUCGGUGAGCCGUUAUCUUCGCUCGCCUUCGGUCCGUCUCGUCGACCGCUGGCUCUGUCGUCACCGAUUAGAGCUUCUUCGCAGAAGCCAAUCGAUGGAGGUCUGGGGAAAUCGUUUAAUUUCCAGAAAUUUCAAGUUUCCGACGAGAAUUCACCUCCUGAAACGCCGGCGAAUCCAUUUGUCGGCGUUCUGAAAGCUGGCCUGGUCACCACCAUCGCUGCCGCCGCACUUACUUUUGCUAGGUUUUGUCUUCCUAUUAAACCUGCACUCGCCGAUGCAACAUAUGGCUCUCCUUCUGUUGGAACUACAGCUCACUUGUCAAUUUCGGAGAAAGACAAGGAGAGACUUCUCCGAGAUCAACUGGCUUCCAAUCCUUACGACGUGGAUGGACUGCAGCAACUGGUGGAAGUCAAAGUGAAGUCCGGACAGAUCGGUGAAGCUAUUGUGAUUCUCAACAAGCUAAUCGAACUCGAGCCGAGGGAAACUCAAUGGCUGUUGAUGAGAUCGCAUUUACGCGCUCACAGAGGGGAGACUUCGUUAGCGAGACAAGGAUUCCACCAGUUACUAGAAAUGGAUCCUUAUUGCGUGGAGGGUUACCAUGGAUUAAUGAUAAUUGCUUCUCAGAAUGUUGAAUCUCCUGAAGAGUUGGUCAAGGUUGAGAAACAAGCUUUGGCGGCUAAAAACUUGUGUAAGAAGGAGAAUAAGAAGGGUUUAGUUAGGGAUUUUUUGCUGCUUCUGGCUCAGAUUAGGGUUCUUCAGGGAAAGCCUGAGGAGUCAUUGAAGAUUUAUCAGGAUUUAGUGAGGGAAGAGCCGACGGAUUUCAGGCCUUAUAUCUGCCAGGGUAUAGUCUACACUAUAUUGGGCAUGGAAGAUGAGGCUGAACAGAAUUUUCAGAAGUAUAAGAGAUUGCUUCCCAAGGGGCAUCCCUGUGCAGCCUAUUUUAAUGACAAUGUGCUUGCGAGCAAACUUUACGCCAAAAAGAUGCAUGAAGUAGCGGAAGAGGACAGAGCUAUUCCAGUGGUGCAGACUAACAAACUUUAUGGCCGAAGGAUGCAGGAAGCGAGGGAGAAUGAGACAGCUAUGCCGGCGAUGCCCCCUCAGAUGGCUAUGUACACUUGAUCCAGGGCAAGAUUUUUAGAAUAAGGGUUAGAGAGUUCUGGCUGAUCUGCAAGAGGGCAACCAAAUCUUUCAGUAGAUAACAAAUCUUCUGUUGCUGGGAUUGACCUGGCUGCAUUUCCGGCAAUCCUUCCAUGUUUUUUUUUUAGUAGACUACAAAUGCAAAUUGUUAGAAACUGAAAAUUCUAGUUGAUAUAACUCAAGAAGUGCCCCACAAUUUGCAUA
Messenger RNA from Andrographis paniculata, 2260 nucleotides. Its product is annotated as protein SLOW GREEN 1, chloroplastic-like. Bases 836 to 2038 code for a protein of 400 amino acids. The record is from RefSeq and is a predicted model, not a curated record. Gene Ontology annotation, molecular function: protein binding. NCBI's taxonomy places the organism in Eukaryota, Viridiplantae, Streptophyta, Magnoliopsida, Lamiales, Acanthaceae. The transcript has 4 exons.